GACUCGAUCCUCACCCCGGAACCGCGGCGAGAUCACCUCAGUGUGACGGCAAAGCGUACUGCGGGAGGACGUGCAAGUGUUGCUACUCCACUCUACCGGUUACCUGUACACCUCCCUUACUCUGCUGGGUGAAAAAUAUAGCGCAUAAUAUAUUCCUCACCAUCCAGUCCAAAACACACCGAUUUUCCAAACAAACAAGGCGCAACACACAAGACACAAGAGUAACUGUUAUACGAGCACAGGAAGUCCUUUCUUUCACUAAAUGUUGCCGCGGAUCUUGCUUGUGACCGGAGUAGUGGUGACGGUGGUGGCUGCGCCCCUAGAGGAGACAGGCCGAGAUGCCUCCAAGAUGCCCGCCGAGCAUCGCCAUCCCGCCACACAGACGCCCCACCCGAUUGAGGACAUCGUUGACGCAGUCUUGACAUCGGAGACAGUGAAUGCGAUGGACGAGGCGGCAGCCAAGAUGACCACAGCUUUCGGGGAAAUCAUUGACGACCUGGGAGACUUCAUGGUGGCGAGAGUGAAGGACCUGCCAGAUACCAUCAAGCAGGUGUCCGAUACAGUCAGCAAAGCAGUGAGCGAUGGUGGCGAGCAGGUCGUGAUUGUGGUGAAGGGCGUGAGGAACAGGGUACAGAACCACACAGCCUCAGCUGGCACCACCAUGGUCAAGACUGUGGACAGAGUGGCCACUGCUGCCAACUCCUCCAAGACGGUCGCCAGCCUGCAAGAUCUCCACCAACGCAUGGCUGUGUCAUUCAGCCGCAUCCUAGGCUCGCUCUUCUACAACAUGGAUGAAAUUGACACAGCGGUGGCUGACGGUAUCAGGCGCAUCACAUCAGUGAACCUGGCAUCCGGGGGUUCUGAAAGCAUCCACCAUCCCCCAUCACAGCAGAACGAGGUUGAGACUCUGUCAUAAAUCUGGAACAACAAAGGCUGCACUGCAGCUCUCUAUUUGCAUCAACUGGGUGAAUGCUGCAGCUAUUACUGAGAUUGAAUAAUGUAUUCUCUAAAACCUGAACUAUUUAUCUUACUAAUAUUAACAACAAAGUUAAAAACACUAUGGAUUUUAUAGGCAGUCUCUCUCUUCCACUAUGUUUAAAGGGGUCACAGUCAUAACCAAGGUAUAUUGAAGGUAAUCUCAACAUACUAUAUAAUACAUCAUAAUCAUACUUAAAGGAACUUUCUUUCCUCAGUUACAUGCUGCAGGUAUGCAUUGACCACUUUGAGGAGUCUUUUAUGCAUACUACUCUCUUGGGCAAGCUUAAGUAGAUUAUGUGCAAUUAGCCUCUUUUCUUCAACUUAGUGAUAAGUGAAAGUGCUGAGACUUCAUGGCGGAAAGGGAUCUCAAAAUUUGUCUAGGUCUCUGUUGAUCAUGUUUGCUGUGUACUGUACAUACAAGUGAUCACCAAUAUGUAAGGCACUUUUAUGCAUUGUCAAAAGCCAUAUACACCUCUACAGGGUGGAAGUUGUGCUAUGAUUGUUGGAUGCUUCAUUGGACACACCUUGCUACAAACUAUACAUUAUGAACAUAUUAUUAAUGCCAAAAUGAGCACAACUGUCCAGAAAAGCAUCCACUUUUCAACUAUGUGCAGCUCACUAACAUCCUGCUGAAGUAAAGUUACUAUCUCUACUCCAGGAUUUGACUUGAGGUGAACUGACCAAAAGUCUCUUUCCUGUCAUUGACCAAAUUAUUUCACAAAAUAUAAAAAUCCCAAACUGCACAUUCUCAAGAUACUUGUACGUUUUCUUGUACCAUACAGCUUGACAAUCAAUGGUGCACACACACACACAUCUCACAAUGCCAACUUACCAACCCUUCCAAUGUAAAGUCGCCACAACUAUUUUGGCAACCAGCGCCAGUCUCUAAUUUACAAGUUUAUAUAGACUAAGUUCAGAAAAGUUCAUGUCUUAAGUGUAUUCUAUUUUUUACAACAUUGAAGAAAUGUAUGUCCUUUAGGUAAGUUUAGCAGGGGCAUGCCAGGCCUUAGCAGGCUAAGGCUCAUGAUUAUGCACUGAGUUACUGGACUCAUGAAGUUCUUGUUUCAAGAAAAUUAAUAUAGUAUAAUGAUUAUUUAUUUACACAGUGCAAGGUCCUACUAAGUGUGGGGCUCAGGGCAGGUGUGAAGGAUGCCCUGGGGCUAGCAUGCCCCUGGAUUAUGUGUUGAAUGUCUGAAUAAAUGUGUUGUUAGUAA
Messenger RNA from Scylla paramamosain (green mud crab), 2192 nucleotides. RefSeq lists its product as uncharacterized. The transcript is spliced from 7 exons. Bases 263 to 916 code for a protein of 217 amino acids. NCBI's taxonomy places the organism in Eukaryota, Metazoa, Arthropoda, Malacostraca, Decapoda, Portunidae. The record is from RefSeq and is a predicted model, not a curated record.